This is a messenger RNA of Psammomys obesus (fat sand rat), 1083 nucleotides long. RefSeq names its product forkhead box protein M1-like. Gene Ontology annotation, molecular function: DNA-binding transcription factor activity; sequence-specific DNA binding. Gene Ontology annotation, biological process: G2/M transition of mitotic cell cycle; regulation of DNA-templated transcription. The record is from RefSeq and is a predicted model, not a curated record. Bases 37 to 1083 code for a protein of 348 amino acids. The transcript has 4 exons. Lineage: Eukaryota; Metazoa; Chordata; Mammalia; Rodentia; Muridae.
UGCACGAUUCUCAAUGGAGAGUGAAAGCACAGCUUCAUGAUGAGAACCAGCCCCCGUCGGCCACUGAUUCUCAAAAGACGGAGGCUGCCCCUUCCUACUCAAAAUGCCCCCGGGGAAGCAUCAGAGGAAGAAGCAAAGAGACCCCCUGCCCAGCAGGAGCCUGCUCAAGCACAGGCCUCCCAGGAGGUGGCAGAGUCCAGCUCUUGCAAAUUUCCAGCUGGAAUCAAGAUUAUCAACCACCCCACCAUGCCCAACACACAGGUGGUGGCCAUCCCCAACAAUGCUGAUAUCCAGAGCAUCAUCACAGCACUAACUGCCAAAGGGAAAGAGAGUGGCAGCAGCGGACCCAACAAGUUCAUCCUCAUCAGCUCUGGGGGGACCUCCUCUCACCCUCCUGGUCCUCAGCCUCAAGCCCAAACCAGCAGUGAUUCCAAGAGGACAGAGGUGAUCACUGAGACUCUGGGACCAAAGCCAGCAGCUAAGGGUGUGUCUGUCCUCAAGCCGCCUGGAACCCUUCCAAGACAAAGGCAGGAAAGCUGUGUUGGCAGUGAAGCAGCAGGCUGCACGCUGGACAGCAGCUUAACCAAUAUUCAGUGGCUUGGCAAGAUGAGUUCUGACGGGCUGGGCCCCUGCAGCAUUAAGCAGGAGAUGGAAGACAAGGAGAACUGUCACCUGGAGCAGAAUCAGGUUAAGGUUGAAGAGUCCUCAGGAACUAACACAUCUUGGCAAGACUCUGUGUCUGAAAGGCCGCCCUACUCUUACAUGGCCAUGAUACAGUUCGCCAUUAACAGCACUGAGGGAAAGCGGAUGACCUUGAAGGAUAUCUACACUUGGAUUGAGGACCACUUCCCCUAUUUUAAGCACAUUGCCAAGCCAGGCUGGAAGAAUUCCAUUCGUCACAAUCUUUCCCUCCAUGACAUGUUUGUACGGGAGACAUCUGCCAAUGGCAAGGUCUCUUUCUGGACCAUUCACCCAAGUGCCAAUCGCUACUUGACGUUGGACCAGGUGUUUAAGGUGAGCGUACUUGCCUCUGGAGAGCCAGAGUCGGUUACAGAGCCUUCUGAGGAACAGUGCUCCUCCUGA